Molecule: messenger RNA, 1981 nt
Organism: Owenia fusiformis
Lineage: Eukaryota; Metazoa; Annelida; Polychaeta; Sabellida; Oweniidae
Source: the annotation of a GenBank genome assembly
UGGUAUUUCAUUUACGGGUAUGCAUCUAGCUCUCUGUAAUUGGGAUUGAGAUCGAUGAAGAGCGGUCUCUCUAGGACCUGCUGUAUAUAACACUGCCGCACAGCUAGUCAACAAUAUUACUAUGCUGCAGACCAUAGAUUAAUAUCAAAGAAUUAGAGUACAUCUUGCAAACGGACACAUAGACGUUUGGAAUAUAAUAGUCUGUCACAUUUCUCAAGAAGAUAAGGAAUCAAGCAAAGAUGAGGUCAUGACAUCACUUGAUUUGCUUCUCUAAAAGCAAUAUAAAUAUUCCAUCCAGAAAAGACAGUAAAACAGCACAGCAAUGGCGUUCAAGACAGUUUCAAACAUUCCAAAAGACUCCUUUCUGAAUAAACCGCCAGCUCUGUUUGAUUUGAAUGAUUACGUCAGGCAGCAACUACAUCCAUUGGCGGAUGCACAUCAAGAGUGUGAAGAGGCUCUUGAUAUGAUUGUGGAUUACUUGAAGAAAAAAGUGCCUCUGAAAGUUAGACGUGUCCUUAAGUCUGGGGCCCAUCUUCGCGGAGCAGACGUACGGGGCGAGGUGGAGGAAUACCAACUUGUAUUAUUUCUCUAUGACUUCAAAUCAAUGGCUGACUGUCGUUACAAACUCAACGAAAUAUUACAACAGGUAGAAUUUCAUAUGAAAAAGACAAAUUGGAUAGUGGAUGGUAAUUUACUAAUGGAAAAGAACACUGAAUUUUCUGUGAGAUUCACGCUAAGGUGCUCCGAUCACAGAGAUAAAUUCCACAGAAUCUUAAUCUUCCCGUGUCACGAUGUCCUCAAAGGUGACAACCCUACAAAAUUAUAUAAGGAUAGUAUGUACAAAGACAUGAAGACUUUAGACGAGGCGGGGAGGCAGGUUUACUGGCCAGUGGUAUCCCAGUUACAGACUAAAUUCAUCCAGUUCCGUCCGCCAGCACACGCAGUUAACAAUCUCAUCCGACUUGUCAAACACUGGAUUCAUACAUGUUUUAGAGAAGAGACUAAAAAGAAUUUACCCAAUGCCUACGUUAUCGAACUACUCGUUUUGAAUAUCUGGGAAAGGGUUGGAGCGCCCCCUAGCUUCGAUAUGUUGAUUGGAUUUUAUGGUUUUCUUCGGAAACUCAUGAUGCCACAGAUGACGCAAGCUAUAUGGAACCAAAACUACGAUUUCUCAAAAUAUGAACAAUUUACUCCCAAAAAUACAAGGAUCCCUUUUAUCAUCGACCCAGCGUCCCCGUUUGGAAACCUCGCGGCGCGAUAUAUCAAAGGAUGGGAUGACCUUAUCACUGUUGCUAGGGAGUCCCUAAGGAAACCGUUACUAUGGGGUAUGGAAGAGAAACGGUUGUGGCAGGUAAAUCCACCAGAUGAACCGGAAGACGAUAAAGAAGAUGAUAAGGGAAAGGAAAACAAAAAGAAAAACGAUAAGGAUAAAAAGAAAAAGAAGUAGUUGAUGCUUUUAUCAUAAAUAAUGAAAUACUAUUAUAGGAGCUAUAUCAUACUAUUAGUACAGUGACUAGAAAUGGAAUAACAUUUAUUUAGACGUAUUUUUGUAACAAAGAUAGCUCUUCAAAUACUUAACCACAAGUAGUUUGAAGUCGACAGUCAACUAUAAUGUUGACUAAACUGACGUUUACAAAUAUGUUUUUAAUGAAUGAUAACAAGGAUUUAAAAUAUUAAAACCUGAAAAUAGCAGUUUAAUCUUUGAAUCAUCUCAUAGUGUAUUAAUAUAAUGUUGACAAUGUUCCUAAAUGAAUGGAGGAAAUUGAAGAACAAGCCUUUUUUGUAGUUCCUGUAUAUUCAAAAUGAGUGCAUUAUCCAUUGUGUCAUCCCGUGUCAGUAGAUUAUUAUCAUUUUGUAAUAAUAUAUAGACAUCAGUUAAAUCUAAAUAACGUAGCGUACAUCGGUUAAAUUUCAAAUAACGUUUCGGUAGAUAAUAAUAAAUACUAGAAAAUACAUGAAAUAAUUAAACUUUAUAUUCUCA